This is a messenger RNA of Parnassius apollo (apollo), 450 nucleotides long. Lineage: Eukaryota; Metazoa; Arthropoda; Insecta; Lepidoptera; Papilionidae. The record is from the annotation of a GenBank genome assembly.
AUGUUUUGGUCAUACCUUGGUGUUUUUGCCUUUAAAUCAUUGAGGGAUGCGCCGGUGGAUAAGUCUACAAUAACAGAUGAAACUCCUUGGUUCAGAAGAAUAAAUCUGGGCGAAAAUAAAUACAGAAAUACAUUAGGGACUGUUGCGUUAGUUGUUGGCACUGGAUCUUUAGCAAUGGUGUGGAUGUACACUCUGAAGUCAGUGAGAUAUUUAAUCCUAAACAAAGGUGGACAGUACUUGACAUUUGUAACAUAUAGCCCCUUUGGAAAUAACCGCAUCAUGAAAGUGCCAAUAGAAAAUGUUUCUUGUAAAGAGAGCAGGAAACUGGCAAAAGUGCAGCUACCACUUAAAGUUAAGGAUACAGUAAUGCACUAUAUGUUAGAUAUGAGGGGAGAAUUCAAAAACCCUCUUUUGUUUGAUAGCACUGCUGGUCUUUCCAGAAAAUGGUGA